CCGACUGCAGUGACGCAAAAUGUGUGCGCCUGCCUUCACGCUCCUCGAAGGGAUUUUUAUUAGCUACAUGGUUAUUACAAAUUACUAAGGCGUAACAAUGGUGAUGAAGUCUUCAGUUGAGGAUAAUGAUACCGGCUGGGGCCUGGGCAUCCCAGAAAAGAUGAAGAAUAAUGCCAACUGGGUUGAUAUCACACAUGAAUUCAAAGGUUCCUGCAAAGAGUUGAACCUGGGGGAGUUGCUUCAUGACAAACUGUUUGGUCUUUUUGAGGCCAUGUCAGCCAUCGAGAUGAUGGAUCCCAAGAUGGAUGCGGGAAUGAUCGGAAAUCAAGUGAACAGAAAAGUGCUCAAUUUUGAGCAAGCUAUAAAGGUAGGCGCCAUCAAGGUGAAAGACCUCAGUCUUCCUGAACUCAUCGGGAUCAUAGACACAUGUUUCUGCUGUUUGAUAACGUGGCUGGAGGGUCAUUCCUUGGCCCAGACUGUCUUCACCUGUCUGUACGUCCACAACCCCGACCUGAUCGAGGAGCCGGCCCUCAAGGCCUUCGCGCUGGGCAUGCUGAAGGUGUGCGACAUCGCCCGAGAGAAAGUCAACAAGGCAGCUGUGUUUGAAGAGGAGGAUUUCCAGGCCAUGACUUACGGCUUCAAGAUGGCCAACAAUGUCACAGAUCUGCGAGUCACAGGCAUGCUGAAAGAUGUGGAGGAUGAGUUGCAAAAGAAAGUAAAGAGCACUCGCAGUCGACAGGGUGAGCAGAGGAACCCCGAGGUGGAGCUGGAGCAUCAGCAGUGCCUGGCACUUUUCAACAGAAUCAAGUUCACACGCCUUCUACUGACCGCACUGAUCGCCUUUACCAAGAAAGAGACCAGCUCAGUGGGUGAAGCCCAGAAACUUGUGGCUCAGGCAGCUGACCUCUUAUCUGCCAUUCAUUCCAGUAUUCAGCAUGGCAUCCAGUCACAAAACGACACCACCAAAGGAGAUCACCCCAUCAUGAUGGGCUUUGAGCCACUGGUCAAUCAGAGACUGCUGCCGCCGACAUUUCCUCGUUACGCCAAGAUCAUCAAGAGGGAGGACAUGGUGGCGUAUUUCAGCAAGCUCAUUGAGCGCAUCAAGACCGUGUGUGACGUCAUUAAUACGACGAACCUCCACGGCAUACUGGAUUUCUUUUGUGAAUUCAGUGAGCAGUCUCCCUGCGUGCUCUCCAGAUCGCUUCUCCAGACAACAUUCCUAAUAGAUAAUAAGAAAGUGUUUGGCACUCACCUGAUGCAGGACAUGAUUAAAGACGCUUUACGAUACUUCGUCAGCCCGCCGGUCCUCUCUUACAAAUGUUGUCUGUUCAACAAUCAUCAGGCCAAGGACUACAUUGACUCCUUUGUUACACACUGCUCCAGGCCGUUCUGCAGCCUCAUCCAGAUCCACGGACACAACCGAGCUCGUCAGAGAGACAAGCUGGGCCACAUUCUUGAAGAGUUUGCUACUCUACAGGACGAGGCAGAAAAGGUGGAUGCGGCCCUCCACAGUCUACUGAUGAAACUGGAGCCUCAGCGGCAGCAUCUGGCUUGCCUCGGCACCUGGAUCCUCUACCAUAACCUGAGGAUCAUGAUCCAGUACCUGCUCAGCGGCUUCGAGCUGGAGCUCUACAGCAUGCACGAGUACUAUUACAUCUACUGGUACCUGUCGGAGUUCCUGUACGCGUGGCUCAUGUCCACGCUAAGCAGAGCAGACUCUUCACAGAUGGCCGAGGAGCGCAUUCUGGAGGAGCAGCUGAAAGGUCGCAGCAGCAAAAAGACCAAAAAGAAGAAGAAAGUUCGGCCUCUAAGCAAGGAGAUCACCAUGAGUCAAGCCUACCAGAACAUGUGUGCUGGCAUGUAUAAGACAAUGGUGGCUUUGGACAUGGAUGGGAAGGUGCGGAAGCCGCAGUUCGAACUGGACAGCGAGCAGGUUCGCUACGAGCACCGCUUCGCCCCCUUCAACAGCGUGGUCACCCCUCCUCCCGUGCACUACAUCCAGUUCAAGGAGAUGUCUGAUCUGAAGAAGUACAAUCCCCCGCCAGGCUCCGCUGAUCUCUACCUGGCAGCCAGCAAACACUUUCAACAGGCCAAGCUCAUCCUAGAAAAUGUACCCAGCCCCGAUCCCGAGGUGAACCGUAUACUGAAGGUGGCCAAACCCAACAUUGUAGUAAUGAAGCUUCUGGCCGGAGGGCACAAGAAGGAAACCAAGGUGCUCCCAGAGUUCGACUUCUCAGCUCACAAAUACUUCCCCGUGGUCAAGAUUAUUUGAUUUCACCCACCACCACCUUCAGCUGAAGCAGAGUGCAAUGACCCCGUCCCGGACUGAAUCCCAGCUAUGUUGUAUACAAAACACACGCCAUGUAACGGAGUGUUUGAAACACCUGCAUCUUUUUUAUUUCACCUUAUUGAGAAAUCCAACACCAACAAACUGACCAGACAAAAAACAACUGGACCUAAUUGUGUAAUAGUCACAUCACCCCUGUAAUUUUGUGUGCGUAUGUGUGUGUGGUGUGUCAGAGACAAGAGAAGGUGUUUUCAUGAACAACAUAUGGAAGUAGUCCCGGGAAGGCUUGAAAAGAAUACUGCAUUGAUACUGGGUGUGCAUAUCAAUAAAUUAUAAAAUAAAA
Molecule: messenger RNA, 2630 nt
Organism: Salarias fasciatus (jewelled blenny)
Lineage: Eukaryota; Metazoa; Chordata; Actinopteri; Blenniiformes; Blenniidae
Gene: naa35
Product: N-alpha-acetyltransferase 35, NatC auxiliary subunit
Exons: 23
Coding region: 98-2272 (724 amino acids)
Biological process (GO): N-terminal peptidyl-methionine acetylation
Cellular component (GO): NatC complex
Source: RefSeq, a predicted model, not a curated record